This is a messenger RNA of Schistosoma spindalis, 7147 nucleotides long. Lineage: Eukaryota; Metazoa; Platyhelminthes; Trematoda; Strigeidida; Schistosomatidae. The record is from the annotation of a GenBank genome assembly.
UUCUUCGGACUACCUAUAGAUGAGGCAAGUUGUUCUAGUACUUCUUUUUGUUGUCAUUCAUAUGCGUAUACUUAACUUUGGGGUACAUUUUAUAAUAUAUGGGUUUAUAUUGAUGCAUUGUAGCACAACGCUCAUUUACAGUUACUUUUCUGAAUAGAAUUUUGUAUCGUUGGUCCUCAGUUUAUUUUGAGUUCUUCUUAGAAUAAUAAUAUAAUGUGUUUGUUGCGCCAAACGUGUCAAAUUUUCAGAGUUUUUUAUAGAUUGGGAUUUCAUCCAAUAGUUCGUUGGUCAUGUCAGUAAUUUGUUCCGGUUCCACUGGUGUUUUUUCGACACAUGCCCGCUGCUAUUUCCCUACUGACAUUUUCUGAAGCCCUGUCCAGUUAAUUCUAUUCGUCAAGGUACCAAAUCCUGAUGUGUACAACUAUUUGUAUACGUAGCUGAUGGUAAUUAUUCGAUAAAUUUGCACAAGUUUUAGUCCCGUCUAGACGCACCGCUCGUUACAAAAUUAUUGUGUAGUUGGUAGAUGCAGUCAAACACUCGCGUUAACUCCUUUCAUGAAUCGAUCGCUUGGAUUUCGCUUCACUGACCUUUGCGAACAACAUGUCGAAAGUCUAGGGUAUCAGGGACGCAUUUCCCUGAAUUAGUUAGGGUGAUCCCCAGCAUCUAUACACUGCACAUUUUGUUCCGACUACCUUUGUUUAUAAAAGUCUAUCGACUUCCAGGGAUGAUUAGCCACUGUCUACGUUGGGUUAUAUUGUGAUCGUAACUGGAGUCAGUGGGUAUGAAGUUAGGUAAUGUAAAUUCAAUAACUCAAAUCCUAGUAAAUAAACUGUGUGUUAACUUUCAACACAUGUAAAAACAAAUUUCAUUUGACUAGUAAUGAAUUAUUGAGCACAUUGUCCGGAGUAAGGCACGAGAUUGAUGACUUAUUGUUACUAUGUGUAAAUUCUAGUUGUACUAACCUCCCUAAAUUCAUUUAGACAAUAUGGGGGUUGAACCCUGAAUCUAUUGGUUGAAAAGUAGUCAGCUCGUUGAAUUACGGUUAACUUAGCGCGGACACCGAAUUUCUAACCAGUUAUUAUUGUAAUAUGAUAUAGUUAACUCAUCUACAAAGUGCCAGCACAUGCAUCCAACUUAGUGUCACUGUGUAAUAAGUAAUGAGGUCUGGCAGCGCAAAGAAGGUCGGACAGUGUCGAAUGCUAUAACCACCAAACCAUUGUCUCAUAUUGUUUGUGUUCAAAAACCUUUCGUUUCUUUAUUCAAAGUGUGAAGUGGUCUAGGUCAGCGUUUCGCGAUAUGGGAAUUCAUAGUAAUGUCUAAAAAUUGGCUAAUCCCGUGGGCGAAAAUUCAUAAAAUAAGUAAAACAGGUAGCAUUGUAACAUAGUUGUGCCAUAGCGAAUGCAGCUCGGAAAAUGAAUGAGACUAAAAUAUUAGAGGAUGUGCUGAUACUACUGAGGAUUCAAAGGAUGACCACUGAUAUUGAUAACAUCUAAGAAAAAAAUCAGUCACACUCAUCGUUUACCCAAGCUUCCAUACAAAGAUAUUUAAAACGCCAUAGAUCGUUUGACGAAAUUUAGUAAUAUUGGGCCUGUUAGUCACAAGUUUAAGGGCUAAAUACUAAGCCUUUACCUUCAGCGAUGUGCAUAUUAGGUAUUGUUUGUUAGCUUCUGUUAGAUUCGUAUUCAUUUAAAAGUUUACGUAAAUCAAAAGGUCUGUAAAGUUCGUUUUUGUUUAGCGCCUCACAUGAAAAAAUAUCUUUUAUGGAAUCUCGUUUAUUUCCUUUUCUCUGUCGUUGAAAUUUUCAUUUUUAUAAUUGUAGUUGGUAGUAAACAAUGAUGAAGUGCCUCAAGGUUGAGGAUGCUCUAUCCUACCUAGACCAGGUAAAGGCUAGGUUUUCUGGCCAAGGGGCUAUCUAUAUGGACUUUCUUGAUGUUAUGCGUGAUUUCAAGGCACAAACGAUUGGUACGGAGGUUGUUAUUCGUCGGGUACGUGAAUUGUUUGAGGGUCAUCCCGAUCUUAUUACUGGAUUUAAUACUUUCAUACCUCAAGGAUAUCGAAUGGAUACUCUCACAUCUCAUCAGUCUUUUAAUGCCAAGCCCACUUGUACUGUUAUCCCUUCGAGAACAACAUUGUCUAUAUCCUCGGCAGAUAAUGUUACUCCAGUAAAAGGGAUUUGUGCUUUACUGAAAAUUACUGAGGCACCUAGUGAAUGGACUCCACCAGGAAGUCUAACAAGCUUAGUUAGCAGCCACCAUGAACCUGUUAGUCGUCAAAACUCCUAUGUCCCGGUUGUAUCGAACAGCCUGCCGUUGACUAGUGCUUCACCCGUACAUGUUUUAACUCCUAAUAUUCAGUCUGACAAUUCCAGUUUUAACUCAUCGAGUCAGCAACAGUUAUUACCGACGGAUUGUCAAGAAAACCUUCCUAACGUUAUGCUUAGAAGCUCCCAUAAUGCCUCAAAUUUAACUCAUUCUCCUCAUGUAUAUCAACAGCAUCAACAAAUUCAAUCAUUCCAUCAUGCUCUCCAGUACGUAAAUAAAAUAAAGAAUCGCUUUCAGGGUAUACCUGAUGUUUACAAACGCUUUCUGGAUAUCUUACAGUGGUAUCAAAAGGAACAACGUCAUUCGGACCCUAUGUGCCGCAAACAGGCAGAAUUACAGGUUUAUCAGGACGUCGCCAAGCUUUUUGGCGGUCAAGAAGAUCUACUUCAAGAAUUUAGUCAAUUCCUACCUGAAUCAUUUGGUGUUACAAGUGCUGUUACAGAGACGAUAAUAAAUAGGAAAAAUUCCAGUUAUUCACAGCUUAGUGGAUCUGAUGUAUUAGAUCCAUCUGUUCCGGUGCCUCACUUGAUAAAUCGUGUUUCUGAAGGUAUCAACUUAGCACUAUCUUCGUGUAAACAGCGUCCGGGUCAGGAGGUAAGUCCUGUGAAUCCUGAUGCCAAAAAGUUGAAACGACUUGCUCCUGCACAAAGUAUAUUCCCAAACGUCCCAUCUCUCAAUCCACCUAAAAAGUCACGUUCAUCAGUUCGAGAUGUAAGUGUUGUUGAUGCAAACCAACUGACCACCGGCAUCGGCAUCUCACUGCUACAAAAGAUUCGAGAUGCUUUAGAUGCAGACAGCCCAGUUGGGAAUCGUUCUUACCAAACCUUCCUACAAAAUGUUUGUCUGUUUAAUCGUCGGAUAAUUUCAGCCGAUGAAUUAUUGGAAGCAACUCAUCCCCUGUUUCUGAGACAUGUAGAAGUUUGGAAGCGUUUCAGUGACUUUAUCAUGUCAUCACGUAAUUCAUCUCAAGAAGGAUUUGGACAUCUUCAAUCUCACACUCAUGGCUUUGGUCGAGACAAGCAUGAUCGUGAGAAACAUAAUAUCUGUAGUUUUCUAUGCGAUCCUCAUACCUGUUCUGAUGCCUUACCGAACAACAUGAACAAUCAACCACCUUCUUCACUAAUAUCACUUGUCAGUGAAGUAUCCCAAAAAAGAUUGGAUCUCGAUUUUACCAAACUCCGAACAUGCGGUGUAAGCUAUCGAGCGCUACCAUCGAAUUUUCCACAGAGCAAGUGUUCUGGUCGUCAAAAAUGUCCUGUUGCAAAGGAGGUCUUGAAUGAUUCGUAUAUCAGUUUCUCUUCGCUUACUUCUGAAGAUUCUCAGUUUGUAUCAUCUAAAAAGAACCAGUAUGAAGAAAAUAUGUAUCGAGUAGAAGAUGAACGUUAUGAGGUAGAUAUGGUCACCGAACUCAAUCGAGCCGCAAUGCAGAAUCUUGUCGUCGUAAAAAGAUGCAUGGACAGAAUGAGUAAAGAGGAACUUAACCAAUUCCAUUUGGAUGACAAACUAGGCGGGACAUCUGCGGUUUUAAUGAAGAAAGCUAUACACAGAGUUUAUGGUGAUAAAGCAGGAGAUGUAAUAUAUGGCCUGAAAAAUUGUCCUAAUACUGUUCUCCCGUUAGUCAUACAACGUAUGCGUCAGAAAGACUCAGAGUGGCGAGAAACUAUUCGCAACUAUCAACGUUCCUGGGCUGAUCAGGAUGCUCGCAACUACUUGCGUUCUUUGGACCACCAAGGAGCAACAUUCAAGCAACGAGAUGCUCCAUUCAUUCGUAGUAAGACUAUGAUUAGUCAGAUUGAAACAAUUGCGCGUAAUGAUAAGAUUCCAUCAUGUCAUUCUACUUCAGAUCCUGUUGGCAAAAUGAUUUCUACUCUGAUUACUCAACGAAACCUUAUUUCGCGAGAUAUUAGUAAUCCAGGAACUAUGGGAUCUGCGUUAGCGAAUGUAUUGGAAGGCAAUAAUGAAGAUGAAUCAGCUCAUCUUACUUUGGUGUAUCCACCACCAGAUGUUAGGAAUACACUUUUGGAAGAUGCUGCCUCUCUGAUCAUUCAUCAUGUUAAAAGACAGUCUAAUGCAAGCAAAAACGAUAAGCGUUCCAUGAAAUGUUUGAUCCGUACUGUAUUACAAGAUAUUUUUAUGGCAAAUCGUUUCCCUAUGUCCGAUGAUGAGGAUGAUGAAGAUGACGAUGAAGAUAUGAAUCAAAAAGAGGAUGAAGACGAGCCGAUAGCAGAUGAUUUGAUUGAAAAUGAAGAACAUUGUCGUAUUCGAUCUGUACGUCAACCUAAGUCAGCUAAGCGUUUUCCCGAAUCUCGAAAAACAGUCUCUACUGAACAAACAAUAUUUAAUCACACUGAAUUCGAUCAGUUACGAAAAGAUGAUAUAAAAAUUCAGACAGAGGUACUUGGUGCCCAGACUAAUGGUUUAUCCUCGAAAUUGAAAUCAGACGAUUUAAUUUUUCCAGAAUUGUCUAUACAGAGUAACUCUAUGCCUUGUCACAUAAAUCAAGAUAAUUCUGAAAAUGAACUUCGUAAUAUGGAGCUUGCAUACAUAGCUAGUUUACCUAAAAAUGAAUGCUACUCUGUACUAUACGGAAACAACCACUGGUAUUCUUUUCUUAGGCUGCAUCAUCUACUUUUGUGUCGACUACAUCACUUACGAUCUUACUGUGCCGUAGCCGCUCAACAGUUUACAUUAGAGCGGGAUGAAUACCACGUGCAAGCUGCAGAAGUGCUUCGACUCCGCCGGCACGGUGGUACUGAACCGUCGCAAUAUUACUCUCGCGCUCUUAAUUUAGUCAAAGAUUUAUUAGAUGGAGGGGAAGAUAUCAACACAUUUGAGGAUCGAUUACGAGAUAUGUUUAGCAUUUAUGCAUAUCCAUGGUUUACAAUGGAUCGUCUUAUAAUAAAUAUAGUUCGUCAAUUGCAAGCACUUGCAAGUGGUGACGAACUAAGUCGUCGACUAACUGCUUUACAUCGUUCUUGGAUUGGAAAUUCAUCAUAUAGUGAUCGAAACUCUCAGUCAACUAGUGUUGCUUCAAAUUUUCCUCAAUAUUCGAACGUUUGUGGUCCGUUGUACACUCGUGUGUGUAGGUUAGCUAAUGAAAAUGCAUACCAUUCUCAAGCUAUGACUAUUUGUUCUGCCUUUGCUGGUGCUAAUGGCUCUUGCAACGUUGGAUCCAGUUCUGGAACGCUUCCAUCCAGUACUAGUCAAAAUAAUACGAAUGUUACUUCCAACAGUAAUACUAAUUCCUGGCCAAAUUGUUUUCUAAUUGUGGUACUCUCGGAGUCAUCUACUAUGCUUAUCCGCCUUAUGAAACCUGUGCAUUCAACGAAAUUUGAAGGGGAGAAAAAUUAUGAUUCAUGUUUUCCUUAUUCCAGUCAUACAAAUCUUAAUUCUCAUUCAUUAUUAGUUUCUUCGGAUGAUCCUGGCAUCGUAGAUCGGGAGGUUCAUCUACACAGAGAAAAUUUAAAAUCUAAUUUUUCAAUCCGGCAUUGGUAUGACUAUCUUACAACUCAUCUUUCAUGGACUAUUGGUUAUGUUCCACAUAGUAUCUGUUCUCGUAUUCGGCCGGUAUUUCUAUAUCGGAAUGUUCGUAGGUGCGUAAAUGCUUUGACACAUGAUGCACUUCAAAGAAGAAAACAGCUACUUAUUGAUACCGGAGAUAUACAACCUGAAGAGAUUUUAUCACAAGGCUUAGUCUCUAGUGGUGUUAAGAAUCCAAUCUCAGCAAACAAAUCUGAAACAAAUGAACAAUUUAAGUCUCCUAAUACAUCAAAUUUUGAACGAGAUGUUUGGGAGUUCAUGAUCCGAGUAUUCAAAAAUAAUCUCACACAUAAAGAGUUAUUCCGUGAUACAUUUUCAAGUGAUUGUAUGCAUUUCACUGAGCGUUUGGAUUCAAGAGUUACUCGUAAUCACAAAAUAAAUUGGUCCGUCGGUUCCUAUGGAAUUUUCAUUCGAUAUCGUAGACGAACUUGUCGAAACUAUUCGCCUACCAAGUGGCAUAAAUUCCACUCUGAUUGGCUAGCAAAGCAUCCUAACUGUAUUCAUUCACAAAAUAGAGAUAAAACACAAAAUGUCAAACCAGAAAUAAACGUUGAGAUUGAAGAAGUACGAAGUUCUGCUACCAGUAGCGGAGUAGAAACAACUAUUCCAGAAAAGCCUAUUCAAGAAAAAAUGAAUGUUGAAGUAAAUGACAACCCCUUUUUUGGCGAGGUGCAAAACACUUCAACUGUCAAAUAUUCCAAUUAACAACAUGACGAUCCGAAGAUCUUACAACCUCAGAAGGACCAAAUGCUUCAACAAUCAUUUCUUUUUUACGUUGUAAAUAUGUUUUCUAGCUUAGCUAACUGACCAACCAUCAAUUUAAUUUAUACAUGUACAUACAAUAUUACUUAUUAUAGUGCAAACAGUCCAUGUGUAUUUUGCUUUUUUACCAUAAUUAUCACCACAAUGAUAAAAAUAAUCUCCAACUUAAUAAUUCUUCACCUCGAAAUUGUUUUGUAUCCUUUUGUUUUCUGUUUAUUCAAUGAUGUGCUCUGUAUGUAUACAUAUGCCACUUAUUAUACAUAUAUUUCAGACUGGUUCUGUCCUUAUUUUUAUUUUGUUUAAAUGAAAAUCACAUACCUGCAUUGUAUUAUUGUUUGUUAUCAUACACCACUACUAAAUGUAAACGCUCUCUCAAUUUUGCAAAUAAUAGCCUACAUGAUACCGAUUAGUUGAGUAAUUUGUGCUAUUUUGUUUAUUGUUACAUUUGGAUAGAUAUUGUAAUAUUUCGUUUCUAUCAAAUUUAAUAUGUAACCCAAAUUUAAAGAAAUUACUCUUUCUAUAUA